GAGUGGAGGAGAGCGAGCGAGAGAGUCAGAGAGACGAGACGAGAGGAGACGGAGCGAGAGUGCGGAGUCGAUCCGCGGGGAACUCGGUUCCCAGGAUCCCGAGACCAGGGACCCGAACAGUGACCAUCAUUGUGCUGAAACCCUGCCAACGAUCAGCAUCGACUGCUGCCUUCGUCCACCUCGUCAGCUGUAGUCUUCGUCAGUCACCGACCACCACCACCACCACCACGGCGAAGACGUCGUCAGAAGACCUCUUCAUCUCUCAACCGACCUCGUCUCUGUCGACAUCGUCGGCUGUCAUCGUCAAUUGUCGGUCUCUACCUCAUCGCCAACAUCAUCAUCAACGUCGUCGUCGUCAUCAUCAUCAAGAGUCACUGUCUUCAUCGUCGUCAUCAGCGGACAUCAUUGCUCAUCGAUGCCAUUAAUCGUCGUCAUCACAAUCGACGGUUAAUCUUUGAUCGUUAUCAAGUGUCACCUCACACCGCCACUCAUCGAUCAGCGUCUCUAUCAGCGAUUUUAUUCAAUCAUCAAUCAUCGUCGUCGUCGUCAACGCUGAGCUUUGUCAAUACUCAGCAUCAUCAUCGUCGUCGUCACCAUCAUCGGUGUUAUUCAAUCAUCGACUAUCAUCUCGCGCAUCAACGGACUACCUCAAUCACCAAACCAUCGACCAAUCAACCGCCAACCAUCGACAAAUCAACCGCCAACCAUCGACCAAUCAAUCACCAACCUUCGACCAAUCAACCACCAACCAUCGACCAAUCACCCGCCAACCAUCGACCAAUCAACCGCCAACCAUCGACCAAUCAACCACCAACCAUCGACUAAUCAACCACCAACCAUCGACCAAUCAACCGCCAACCAUCGACCAAUCAACCACCAACCAUCGACUAAUCAACCACCAACCAUCGACCAAUCAAUCGCCAACCAUCGACCAAUCAACCGCCAACCAUCGACCAAUCAAUCAUCGACCACCGACCACCGUCGCUGCUGCCGAGCCAUGGAGCUGAGCGCGGACGCCGCUCGCCCCUGGCUGCCGCACCACGUGGUGCUCACGGGGGACCAGGGCGGCGGAGGGGUGGACCCGGGAGUCGGGGUGGUGGGGGUCGGGUUUGUGGGGGGCCCCUCGCACCCCCACGCUCUCCCUGCCGCCGCCGCCGCUGUUUCUUCUCACUGCUUCGUGGACGCGGCUCAGCUGCGGGGCUCCGAGGAGGCGGGCGACGCCUUCCUGGGGGGCGCGGAGCAGCGCCGCACUCCCGUCGGGGGGCUCCUCUUCCCCGCGGCGCAUGGAGGUUACCGCACCCCCACGCACGUCCGCCAGGUGUGCCGGCCCCAGGUGCUGCAUGGGGCCGCGCUGUCCACGUGGCUGCAGGAGAAUGGACGCGGCCUCUCCCCGCACACCGCGUGGAGCGCCGCACACGGCGCCUUCACGAAGCCCGGCGGCCUCAUCAACCACACGAGCAGCAGCACAUCGGCAGCGGCAGCGGCAGCAGCAGCGGCGGCGGCUCACGGAGGAAUGUACGCAGGCGGUGGAGGUGGAACAUCGCUGUCUCAUAGCCCCCUGGUCUACGGCUUCCCACCCACCCCGCCCAAAGACCCAUCGCCGCAUCACCAUCAGCAGCAACAGCAGCACCAUCAGCAGCAGCAGCAUCAGCAGCAUCAGCAGCAGGGCCUCCACGCGGCUGCGGCGAGACGCGCGGACGAGUGCAAAGAUUCGGAGGCGCUCAAACUGGAGUUGAACCCGGGUCACAGGAGCACCCAUCAUCACCAUCCCAUCGCCACGUACGCGGCGGCUUACCAUCCUCACCACCCUCACCAUCCUCACCCCCACCAUCACCACGCGCACCACCCGCUGGGAGAGGGCGCCCCCUCGCCGCACGGGGCCCUGGCCGCUCCCCUCUUCCACCCCGCGGACCUCUACGGGGGCCCCGGAUUGAGUUUCAUCCCCAAAUCAAGAAGCAAGAGCCGCUCGGCCACGGAGGGCCGCGAGUGCGUGAACUGCGGCGCCACGUCGACGCCGCUCUGGCGCAGGGACGGCACGGGCCACUACCUGUGCAACGCGUGCGGCCUCUACCACAAGAUGAACGGGCAGAACCGGCCGCUCAUCAAACCCAAGCGGCGCCUGUCUGCCGCAAGGCGGUCCGGGACUGCGUGCGCCAACUGCCUGACCAGCACCACGACGCUGUGGAGACGGAACGCGCACGGGGACCCCGUGUGCAACGCGUGCGGACUCUACUUCAAGCUCCACAACGUGAACCGACCACUCACCAUGAAGAAGGAAGGAAUUCAAACGCGAAAUCGCAAGAUGUCCAGCAAGAGCAAAAAGAUGAGGAGGAGCGGCGCUGACGGAGCCCUCAGUGACCCCGAAGAUCUGAUGAUCAAGCACUACCAUCACCAUCAGCAGCAACAGCAACUCCAUCACCACCACCAGCACCACCACCACCAUCAGCAGCAGCAACAACAACAACAACAGCAGCAGCAGCAACAGCAGCUUCUCCAGCAUCAUCAACAUCAUCAGCAUCAUCUCCACCACCACCCACAUCAUCACCAGCAUCAGCAGCAGCAUCAUCAUCAGCAGCAGCAGCAGCAGAUGGACAAAACGUUGCCUGUGGGUGGGAUGUCUCACCUGGGCGUGGGACACCUGGACACGGCGAUGCACGGACACCUGGGCCACCUUGGCCAGCUGGGUCAGCUGGCUCCGUUCGGCUCCCCCGUGGCGCACGCCCACGCGGGGCUGCCCUUCGUGUCGCCGCACCACGCCGGCAUGAUCACGGCCAUGGGAUAGCGGUGGAGAAGACCGUAAGGGAGUACGUCUGUGUGUGUGUCUGUGUGUCUUUCUCUGUCUGUCGAACUUUGUUUGUGUCUCUGUCAUUGUGUGUCCGUCUGCCGGUAUGCGUCUGUUCAUCUUGUUCGUCUGCGUCUGUCCGUUUGCCUGUCUGCCCCGUGCGUCAGUGAAUCUGUCAGUCUGCGCAUGUUUCUCUGCGCAUGUCUCUGUUUGUGUGUACGUCUAUCAGUCUGUGUGUCAAUCCAUCUGUGUGUCAAUCCAUCUGUCGGUCUCAAUGUCUACCUGUACAGCUGUCUGUCUGUCUGUACAUAAGUCUCUGUUGUGCGUUUGUAUAUCUGUCUGUCUUGGGCCGCUUUCUUCCGAAAGGAGAGUAACUCCUGCACCACCAUCUUCACCACAUCACCAUGACACUCCCAUCACACGCCCACCAAAGCCUGCGACAUCACCAUCACACCCCCAUCACGGCGUGCAACAUCACCAUUGCGCUUCCAUCACACCGACAUCAGACUGCGCGCACAAUGCAUCGGCACGUUCGAGCUGUGUGUGUUCACUCCGCUGUGUGCAUCCCUCGAGGCGAGCCAGCUCGUCCUAUGUGCCGGGGCAAUCUUCCCAAUCGCCCCCCCCCCCCUUAUCCGUGUCCCCCCUAUCCCUGCCCCCCCCCCCCUAUCCCUGGGCCCUGCCCCCUCCACCCGUUUGCCACACUCACCACUCACCCAGACAUUUGUACACUUGGAAGCGUUAUUGUAUGCAACAUAGUUCUUAUUUAAACAACAAAAAUAUACUUUUUGGUGGAAUCACCGCAAUUCAGUCAUCAUUAUCGUUAAGUAUCACUUAUACCGAUUGUUUCACGACGCAGUUACAAAGUGAAAUCUCUGUUUUACGUUAAUAUCGUCGGCGCUGCUACCCACUGUGGUGUUCAGGGGGUCGGCUGCAUUGGACUUGCUAUGCAGAUUGUCGCCCGUUCGAUUCCAUCUCCGGGCGCGGCAGGAGUUCAAGCGACGGGGUAGGGUUCACGACGACAAAAAAAAAAUCCCCCUUUCUCCUACGCAACAUCUUUGUUGUUAUCCAGCAGUAGUAAUUCCGUGGGUUCGCCCGCAUGUUCAGUCGCCCGGCAGCAGGUCGCGUGCGGUGGAGUAAAACGUGGCCACAGAGAUGCCACUCUGGAGAGGGGGCAGCAGGAGAGCGACUCGCUCCGACUUGGAAGACCCCCCCCCCUCUCGCCCGCACGAGCCGGCAAAACUAAAUAACAAGAAGUGCCAAUUUGUUUUCGAAUUCGGUCAAAUAAAAAAAUAAAAGCCUUCUCAAGAAAUGUUUCAAGAACCUCGAUGCACGUGAAUGUGUCAGAGAUUAUAAUCACGACCAGACGAUACUCGCCUGACACGUGGCGGACACCGCGAAUAAUCACGAAGUAAACAAAAUAACAAUGCCCCCCCCCCCCCCCUGAUUGGUAACUUAACGAGGCCUGAUAGGGGUAUUGAUUAGAGGCAGGGGCAAUUGAAGCGGAUUUGGGAGGGAGAAAUGCAACGGGGAAAGAGCGAGAGACGGAGGAUGAUUGACAGGGAGGGUGGGUUGGGAUCCGUUGGAGUAAGGGGCCAUCCAUUUAGUACGUAUGCAUGGAGGGGGGGUUACCCCAAAUGCGUUCGCUUGCGUAAGAGGGUCUACUGACAAUGUACGCAUAGGAAACGGGGGGGGGGGGGUGAAGCCUCAAUAACAAUUUGAAUGAGUUAGAUAGUCCAGCGGUGGCCAAUCUGUUUGAUUAAACACGUCAAUCUUCUUGGUUCUUUCGAUAAAGUCACGCAGAAGGGAAAUAAUAAAAUAAAAAUAAAACAUAAUAAAAUGCAAUUCUCACGACGUUUCGGCCACAACGCAAGCAGCGUCUUUCCGACAGCCCUGUUCAGUGUCUUCAGCUGUGAGACAACAAGUCCUGCCGGGAGAAGUGGGACUGUGGGAGAGGUGUCACUUUGUAUGUCACCGUGCCCCUGACUGCAGCUGUCACGCGGCUCAGCAAAAUACGUGGCCAAGGUACGCAACUUAAUUCUUUAAUGCAGCCGGCGGUGGACUAUCUGUUUGCUUAAACACGUUAAUAUUAUUAAUCCUUGAUCGUUGCUGCGUGGAUUAAAUAUCGGCCGUUCUAUAGGAUUCGGGGAUGGGGGGAGGGGGUCACGUUUUUACGGAUUUUUUGCGUACCUACUCAAUGGAUGGCCCUAAAGUGGAAAGGUGAAUUGUCUGGAGGGAAAGUGGAAGGACAAGGAACCUUCGAGUAAGAAGGCUAGAGGGGUCUAUAUAAUAGGAGGGGGGGAUGGAAACGCGAGAGAUGGGGACGCUUGGAACGAAGGGAAUCCUUGAAGAGCGUGUCCGGUGCCGGAAUAAAUAAAGACUCCUCUCUUAUUCACGACAAAUGCCUGCGGUACAUACACUCCGUCACGAGGGAAUCCGUGAAGACAGCCCCCUUGCUUUAGCCGAGGGCCUUCAGUUGGCAAUAUUGGGAGCAAGCCAGAGCGGGCCUACGGCUUUUACCUAUUACGUGAUAAUAAUAAUAUUAGUAUUGUUGUUAUUCGAUUUGCUGCUCCUGCUACUGCUGUUGUUGCCUAUAUCAGCCCGUGAGCGCGAUGGCUGUGAUGUCUGUCCAGCUGUGUGCAUUGCUACAGUAUACGUUACAGUAUGUAUGCACUGCAUUUUGUAAACUGCAAUAGCCACAUUAAAGUUGUUUGUAUUCCU
Molecule: messenger RNA, 5500 nt
Organism: Lethenteron reissneri (Far Eastern brook lamprey)
Lineage: Eukaryota; Metazoa; Chordata; Hyperoartia; Petromyzontiformes; Petromyzontidae
Product: GATA-binding factor 2-like
Biological process (GO): negative regulation of transcription by RNA polymerase II; positive regulation of transcription by RNA polymerase II; cell fate commitment
Cellular component (GO): nucleus
Molecular function (GO): zinc ion binding; RNA polymerase II cis-regulatory region sequence-specific DNA binding; DNA-binding transcription factor activity, RNA polymerase II-specific
Source: RefSeq, a predicted model, not a curated record